Molecule: messenger RNA, 1323 nt
Organism: Morone saxatilis (striped sea-bass)
Lineage: Eukaryota; Metazoa; Chordata; Actinopteri; Moronidae
Product: galectin-9-like
Exons: 8
Coding region: 122-1111 (329 amino acids)
Biological process (GO): negative regulation of CD4-positive, alpha-beta T cell proliferation; positive regulation of gene expression; negative regulation of type II interferon production
Cellular component (GO): cytosol; nucleus
Molecular function (GO): galactoside binding; carbohydrate binding
Source: RefSeq, a predicted model, not a curated record
UCAAACACGCCCACUACAAUGAAAUCGAAACCUAUUUGAGGAAUAAAGUCUCCAUUUUGCAACCGCCUCGAGUCCGGAAUCGUUCCCGCAGCUCACAGAACCUGCAGCACUAUCUGAGACGAUGGCUUUUAACCAGCAGUCCCCUUUCUACAACCCGAGAAUCCCCUUCACUGGAUCCAUCCAUGGUGGUUUGCAGGAGGGGAAGUCCAUCAGCAUCAAUGGACGAGUCCUUCCUGGAGCCGAUAGGAUGCAUGUGAAUUUACAGUGUGGAUCCAGGACCAAUGCAGACAUUGCUCUCCACUUCAACCCACGGUAUGACUCUGGUCAACCGUAUGUGGUUACCAACACCUUCCAAAAUGGCAGCUGGGGCUCUGAAGAGAGGAAGCUCAACGCUCCGUUCCCUGCUGGCUCUCCCUUCAGCCUGCUCAUCAUGGUCACCCGUGAUUUCUACCAGAUUAAUGUCAAUGGUAGCCACUUUAUGGACUACAGACACCGUAUCCCGUUUCAGAGGGUGGACACCAUCUCAGUCGGCGGGAAAGCAGAAAUUUCCUCCAUUGCCUUCCAGAACCCUGUGACUGCGUUUGCGUCACAAGUAGGCUUUCCUACUCUGGCUGCCUACCCUCCUGCAUUUCCACCUCAGCCUGGAUUCCCCUCACAUCCUGGAUUCCCCCCGCAGCCCGGAUUCCCGCCGCAGCCUGGAUUUCCUCCUGCAAUGCCUGUUGUUCCAUAUAAAAACAUGAUCAGUGGUGGACUUCAGCCUGGCAGGACCAUCACUAUCCAGGGGACUGUUCACCCCAGUGCCACAAGGUUUCAUGUGAAUCUCAGCCAUCACUCUGGCAUUGCUCUGCAUUACAAUCCACGUUUCAACGAGAACAUUGUUGUUCGAAACACCAAGCAGGGGCAGCAGUGGGGCUCCGAGGACCGCAACGGAGGGAUGCCCUUCCAUCGGGGACAGCCUUUCACGCUCACCAUCUGUUGUGAGAAUAACGCCUUCAGGAUUGUGGCCAAUGGGAUGCAGGCACACAACUAUAAGCACCGUUUCACUCCGCUCCAACACAUUACCCUCCUGGAGAUUGACGGUGACAUCAGUCUGACCUCUGUGUUGGUGUAGAGAUCCAGGACCAGUCGCUGGUCAUCUUACACAUAGCAUGGUUUCACUGAUUACAACCAUUGCAUUUAUUCACAAAUUCAUGAUAACUGAUUCUCUCCUGUGUAUUCAGUUAACCACUCUCAUUUUUGUAUUACUGCAUGCUAUACAUUUCCUGAAAACUUUGUAGUAAAAGUAGUGAAACGCUGAAUUAAAAUAUACUGUGACAGAACAUG